UGAUCUAUUCUCUUCUAUGUGUUAUGUGGUAGUGAAAUUAGAGGAGUUGUGAUUGGUAAAGAAAACCUCCGAACACAAAAAAGAAACUCCGUCAACUACAACUACAGUAAUGGGGACAAGUUACCAUCAUUUCAGCCAUCCACACCCAUUAGAGAUCAUCAUCUGCAAUCAGCAAACCAAAGAGCUAUCGCCAUCUUCUUCUUGUCCAGGAUGCAAUCUCAAGCCCUCGGGCGUAAUCUACUCGUGCACAAUCUGCGAAUUCCUCCUCCACAAGAAAUGCUUCGAAAUGCCGAAGAUGAUUACCCACGUUGGCCAUAAGGGCCAUCCUUUCACCCUCCUGCCGGAACCCACCUACGCCACCGGCUUCUUCAGAUGCGACGCGUGCUGGGGGGUGGGGAACGGCUUUUCUUACCAUUGCAGGCCGUGCGGAAUGGAUCUGCACUUGCUCUGCGCCGCCUUGCCGUUGACCAUCACCCACGCCGCUCACGCGCAUAAGCUACAUCUUGUUUACGGGUCGCCUUACGCUAACAAGAAUUUCAUCUGCGAUAUAUGUAAGGCCUUUGGUCAAGAUCACUGGCUUUACAGGUGCGGUUCUUGUGGGUUUGAUGCUCAUUUGGGAUGCGCCGCCGCAGGUGGUGUCUGACGGUGGCCGCGGUGGUGGUGGAGGAUGCAGUAGCUGCGGCGAUGCCGAUGGCGGUUGUCUAGAUUAAUUUUCUACAAUUUGUAUUUGUGUGAUUUUCUAUGUUUAUUAUUUUUCUUCUUCCUUUUUCCUUCUUGCGAAGAUGCAAUUUUGCUUUUCUACCAUUGCUCAAGUCAAUAAAAAGAUUAUGCAGAUUCAGGUA
Erythranthe guttata (spotted monkey flower) is the source of this 842-nucleotide messenger RNA. RefSeq names its product protein VACUOLELESS GAMETOPHYTES. Lineage: Eukaryota; Viridiplantae; Streptophyta; Magnoliopsida; Lamiales; Phrymaceae. The record is from RefSeq and is a predicted model, not a curated record.